AAACUAUCUUCAAUGCUCAAAAAUUGGCGAAACCCUCUCCUCCAGAAUCUCUUUUCCCCAGUCUGACGCGAAACUAUCUAUGCUCAUGUCUGAAGCAGUCACCGACCUCACCAUUUACACCGCUGAAACUGGGGUGUCGCUGUUUCUCUACGGAAUAUAUCUCUGUCUUGCGAUCUUGACGUUGUACGUCUACGCGCGGGCAGGAUCUCGACGCAGCCCGUCAGCCAAGCGGCUCGUAUAUAUCGUGCUCCCUGCGGGCCUCGUUCUCGGGACAACGCAGACGGUACUCGACGUUGUGCGGAUGGCAGUGGUGUGGGUUACGCUGCUCAGUCCUGAGGGGGUGACGCCAGGGAGGGCAUAUGAGGCCUACAUUGCCUCUAACAUCGCGUCGAACGUGUUUCUAUGCGUGAAUGUUCUCGUGACAGACAUAUUCCUUAUGUACCGAUGCUUCGUGGUCUGGGAACGAAACAGGGCCGUCCUCAUAGCCCCGGUGCUGUUGAUUCUCGCGACGACCGCCACAGCGCUUGUGGCGGCCAUCCAGGCCCAAAAUAGCUCGAUGUCGGCAUCGGCCCAUGCCUUGAGCGCAAUAGUCCCUGCGCUUCUUGGGACGGUCACCAACAUCUGCCUGACUUGCCUCACCGCUUACAAGAUAUGGAGCGCCCAUCGGGUUGCGGUGGUCUUCAAGACAAACACUGGCGUCAGAACACGGUACAGGAAGGCGCUUUUGAUAAUCACGGAAUCUGGCGCGAUAUACACUAUCUGCACGGUCGGCAUGGCCAUAGGCCUCCUAGUCCAGCCCAACACGGCAGGCGUGACGUACCUCGUGUCGACGGGCGUCGUAAAACAUAUGCUUAACAUUGUCCCGGCGUUGGCUUUGCUGUACACCGGCCUGCAAGAGACCUCAGAGGCUGAGGCCGGUCCCAGGUUGCCGCUGCUAGAAGCGGGCGAUCGCGAGGUUUGCCCCGCUCCGGCCGGGACCGGCCCUCGAUCGGAGUUUGAAUCAUCUCCGACUAUAACCUCCUGCUCACUCCGUGCCUCGACGUCGACCGCGAUGGCUCUCCUCAGCUUUAUCUACAACCGACCAAACCGGGUACUCCAGCUGCAAAAGCAAUACCAGGCUGACCCGCGACCCAUCUUCUUGCGCCCCGCUGGUGCCAAAGCCACUCUCACCGUGUAUGGCACCCUUUUCAGCCUCGGAUUCGCCUCCUCGCUCUACGGCGCGGGAUGUCUCGUCACUGGCUACGGAAAGGGCGGUCCCAGCUCGGAGUGAACGAAGACGGAGCGGGCGUCGGCAGUGUCGAUAUAUCUCCUUCUCGUAGACUGCGCGCUCUAUAGAGCAAUACAAGCCAUCAUUGCGACAUCGUAACCUCGGCCGAUGCGAACGACUAUCUGU
This is a messenger RNA of Mycena citricolor, 1393 nucleotides long. The record is from the annotation of a GenBank genome assembly. Lineage: Eukaryota; Fungi; Basidiomycota; Agaricomycetes; Agaricales; Mycenaceae.